GCGUUAAGCUUCUCACUUUAAUACCGAGGUUAUAUAUUACAAUUUCAACACUUUGCACCAAUCUGAAAAACUCCACCGUCUUCAAAUUCCAGUUUCCACCUUUUCGCUCCUCGCGCUUCCUGUUCUUAUCUUUACACUUUGGUGAAUUUUCCCCUUUGGACCGUUGUUUCUUGUGUUUGAGGAAAUUCUUGAAUGAAUCAGGCUUUUUUCUAGAUUUCUACUAUUGUUUUGGGUUUAAUUUCUUGCUUCGCCGAUGGACUGGAAUUAAUCAUUACCGGUCGUGGAAUAGUUGGGGAAACCUAUGAGGAGUAAGUAGUGUGCUGCUGUCAACUUAUGAGAUUUUUCUUAGUAGACUCCAUAAUUACCUUGAUGUGAAGAAACAUACCAUUAGUGACGACUUCUAUUCAGACUUGGGUUGUAUAUUGUUAAUGACCAAUCCUUAGCUAUUCAGGAGAUUUUGGAAGCUAUUUGUUUGGCAUGAGUCAAGUUGUUGCAAAAUAGUCUGUUGAAGCUAAUAAUGCAACUAUUAUCAAGAACCACUCUUUGCAUGGAUGAUAGAGUUUCUUUUCAUUGGUGAACUCAUUUAAACUUGAAUAUCUCUCCAUGAUCCCAUUGUGAAAUUAAAGCUCAUUGGGCCUGUGUUGGCACGGGCUGCACCCAUCUAGUACUAACAUAAGCGUUGUCUUGUCAUUUCCCAACAAUUCAAAGCCUCUGAGAUCGUCAUGCACGCUUCGUUCACGCCCCUUCAUUCUUCCCUCAUAAGAGAAAAAGAAAGCCAUUCAACGCAAAGUUCCAUCUACAUCGCUGCUGGGUCUAUAAGAAGUCCAAAAUUAGAACAUGACCCCUUGAAUUCUUGGUUUCUCUGACACACAAAGCAGCAAAUAUGAGACAAAAAUACUACAAUAUUGAAGUACUUGGGAAGAGUUCUCUGAUGGCAAAUGAAGAAGUCAUCGCUGUUAAAGAUGCUAUCCACAAGCUGCAACUCUGUCUUCUUGAAGGCAUUAAAGAUGAAAACCAACUCUUUGCUGCUGGGUCUUUGCUGUCCCGGAGGGAUUAUCAGGAUGUAGUAACUGAACGCUCAAUAGUAAACAUGUGCGGUUAUCCUCUUUGCAGCAACUCUCUGCCUUCUGAAAGGCCUAGCAAGGGACAUUACCGGAUAUCAUUGAAGGAGCAUAAAGUUUAUGAUCUUCACGAAACAUACACGUACUGUUCAACAAACUGUGUUGUCAACAGUGGAGCAUUUGCUCGUAGCUUGCAAGAUGAGAGAAGCACUACUUUAAAUACCGCAAAACUUAAUGAAGUCCUGAAGCUAUUUGUGGGAUUGCAUUUGCAUUCCAUAGAGGAUGUGAAGGAAAAUGGAGAUCUAGGAUUAUCCAAGUUGAAGAUUCAGGAAAAACUGGAUGUAAAGGGUGGUGAAGUUUCAAUGGAAGAGUGGAUGGGUCCAUCUGACGCAAUUGAAGGCUAUGUUCCACAGAGAGAUCGAAGUGUGAAGCCAGCACUGCUGAACAACGUUAAGAAAGGAUUCAAGAAUAAGCAGACCAAACUCCAAAAUGAGAAAAACAUGAUACUAAACGAGAUGGACUUUUCCAGCACUAUAAUAACUCAAGAUGGGUAUAGCAGUUCAAAGUUACCAGUUUCUGUCAAUGUUGUCUCAAGUAAAAAGGUUAAAGAAGCACAAACAAAAACAAGCUAUGAAGGUAGGGAUGCUGAUGUUUCUAUAUUGGGGAAGCAAGUUGAUGCCUUGCAGUUGCAUUCUGGAGAAGAAACAGAAAAAACAGAUUCGAAUGAUAGAAGUUAUAAGGUCGAUAAAUUUGACAACGGAGAAGUGUCUUCUGGUCCUUGCUAACAUGAUGUCAAGAACAUAA
This is a messenger RNA of Nicotiana tabacum (common tobacco), 1865 nucleotides long. NCBI's taxonomy places the organism in Eukaryota, Viridiplantae, Streptophyta, Magnoliopsida, Solanales, Solanaceae. The record is from RefSeq and is a predicted model, not a curated record.